This is a messenger RNA of Ogataea philodendri, 987 nucleotides long. RefSeq lists its product as uncharacterized. Lineage: Eukaryota; Fungi; Ascomycota; Pichiomycetes; Pichiales; Pichiaceae. The transcript has a single exon. The coding region runs from base 1 to 987 and encodes 328 amino acids. The record is from RefSeq and is a predicted model, not a curated record.
AUGUCUGCUGUGCAAGAAGUGCAAAGUCUUAUCCAACAAGCUCAGUCGAGCGGAGGAGCAAACGGUAAAGCUGCCAUUCAACGGGCAAUUGAGAUCUGUGAGAGUCAAAAACUGGACCCUAACUUAUACUGUAAGGUCAGAAUCGCCCUCGGAGACAUUUUGUUGUCUGAAGGUGACCAAAAGGGAGCUGUUGACCAGUACAAGCUUGCUGCCGAGCUUGAUGAGCGGGAUGGUGUGAUUAAUUCUCCAGAAGUUCAACAAAAGCUCAACAGUAUUUUGAACAACAUCGGUGGCUCGCUGAAUCGCGAGGUUGAACAAAAUCCAAACUUCGGAUCCAACGAGAGAGGAUUGAGCUCUAUGCUGUUAGGCCAAGUGAUGGGAGGUGGAGGCUCGACCUCGUCGCAGUUCGGUAUGCUUUCGUCGCUGCUUGGAGCUGGAGGAGGAAGCGCAUUGGGCGGCCUCGGAGGCUCUGGCGGAGGUGGAGGAGGAUUUGGUUCUGUGAUCUCUGCUCUUUCUGGUGCAGGUGCCACUCCUCAGCACCAACAGUCGCAAGGUGGGUUCAACCUCGGCUCGUUGCUCGGUGGAGGCUCUAGUGGAAGAUACAGCGGCCAAGGUGGCCAAGGUGGCUACGGCGGAGGAGGCAGAUACGACAACGACAGCGGCUACGGAGGGGGAGGAAGAUAUAACGACGACGGAUACGGUCAAGGCGGAGGAUUUGGCGGCUCUGGCGGCGGAUUUGGUGGCUCCGGUGGAGGAUUUGGAGGCUCUGGCGGCGGAAUGGGCUCGCUGGUGUCUGGACUGCUUGGCGGCCAAGGCGGCGGCGGUGGCGGAUUCGGAGGAGGAUUCGGCGGCGGCCGUAACGACAGAUACGACGACAAUGGCUUCGGACAAGGAGGCGGCGGAUUUGGUGGCCAAGGAGAUGGAGGAUUUGGCGGCGGAUUUGGCGGAGGAGGAGGACGUCGCAACGACGGUGGCGGCUUCUUCUAA